AUGAAGCAUACAAUACUAAGCGCAGUCAUACUCCUCCCCCUCGCCUACAGCAGAACCGCCAAAGAGCUAUGUCGCGGUACCGCUGAACUAUCCUCUGAUGGCAACUGGUACUGUUCUGAGGUCUGGGCCAUCACCUACCGCAACAUCAGCCAGCCUGGUGCCUACAAUCGGACCACUACAGUCGAUCCAAAGACUGGUAUCUGUGGUCAUGAACGUGUCGACUAUCCUAGCGCAGGACCACUGACACCAUUGUUCGGACAAGUGUCCAUGCACCUUCGCGGGCCGAUGAACGUCUCUCAGCUCGCCGUAUACCAACUACCUGGUGACGCGCGCGCUAUGGGGAAGCGAACUACAGUACCUUUCUACAACCGUCGGCGAUCGUUGGAGCAGCCAGAGACACCAGUGGCAACUACUAUGCUGACACAGUCGACGUCUUCUGGCCGGCCCAACCUUUUCAACAGGGAUGCAUGCACCACAUCGUCCAGCUGCGUCUCGACAACAGUGACAAAGACGGUGACCGUAAAGGCGCCCUGUUCCCCGACUGGUACUGCACAGUCUGGACCAAACACAACCUACAUAGGUCCUCCACUGCCGUGCUUGCCCACGUCUGGUGCUCAAUCGAUCUCUGGCUCUACACUUCCAGAUCCGAACUGUACUUGCGUUGAAAACGAAGAGCCCGAACCCAUCUUUCAGCGACCCAAUGGGCAGGUUUACGUCAGUCCGACGCCAACGCUAAAACAUGCACCGGAAACAUCAUCGACACAGGACACGCUACCAGUGUCACAGCAUCCAGAUGGACAGCCCUUCGAGGUCCCUUCACCCUCAUCAUCAUCACCGCAAGACACAUUACCAGUGUCCCAGCGUCCAGACGGACAGCUCUUCGAUUCCCCUUCGCCCUCACCGUCAUCAACACAAGACAUAUUACCGGUGUCGCAGCUGCCAGACGGACAACCUAUUCAAUUCCCCUCGCCCUCGCCAUCAUCAAUGCAAGGCAUAUUGACGGUGUCUCAGCGCCCAGAUGGACAGCCUAUCGUACCCUCGCCUUCACCAUCAUCACCACAAGAGACGCUACCAGUAUCGCAGCGACCGGACGGACAGCCUUUUGAUAUGCCUUCGCCCUCGCCGUCACCUCCACAAGACCCAUUACCAGUAUCACAGCGUCCAGAUGGACAACCUUUUGACAUCCCUUCGCCCUCGCCAUCGCCCGUCUCGAAGAGGCAGGGUUCAGAUUGGAAGCGGAUAGCAUACUACACGUCUACAUCACCGGCUCAAGCCACCGGGCUCAGCUUCAUGGCCAACCUGGGUGAUCCCCAAAAGUCUGGUACUUUUGACUAG
Messenger RNA from Alternaria infectoria, 1335 nucleotides. RefSeq lists its product as uncharacterized. The coding region runs from base 1 to 1335 and encodes 444 amino acids. Lineage: Eukaryota; Fungi; Ascomycota; Dothideomycetes; Pleosporales; Pleosporaceae. The transcript is spliced from 2 exons. The record is from RefSeq and is a predicted model, not a curated record.